AUGGGCAAAGCAACACACAUCAUCCGCUUCGUUGCGAGCGAGGACAACCGCAUCCACCUGGGCCAGUUGGUUGAUACCUCUCGAGACAUUGGCGUGGACAGCGUCGAAGGCAAGGAGAUCAAGGCCUAUCUGAUCAACGGCACCAUCUUCGCGCCCGAGGUCACGGAACAUAUUUACACGGUCAAGCAGCUGCUGAGCCCCGUGUCGCCCGAGGACUGCAACUACAUCCGGUGUCUGGGCUUGAACUACAUGGAUCACGCAAAUGAAGCAAACAUGGCGCUCCCCAAGGCUCCCAUCCUCUUCACCAAGCCGCGCACCGCGCUGGCCGACCCCUACCCGGCCGUGAUUCCCAUCCCUAAAGCCGCGCAGGAUGGCACCUCGGACUACGAGGCCGAGCUGUGCGUGGUGAUUGGUAAGACUGGGCGAGACAUCCCCGAGGACAAGGCCCUCGACUACGUCCUGGGAUAUACCUGCAGCAAUGACGUCUCGGCGCGGACCAUGCAGAUGUUGACCACGCAAUGGUCCUUCUCCAAGGGGUUGGAUGGAAGCUGUCCGCUGGGACCCGUGCUGGUGACCAAGGACGCGAUCGCCGAUCCGCAGAGCCUGAAGAUCAAAGCGAUAUACAACGGACAGGUCGUGCAGGACGGGAACACAAAAGACAUGAUCUUCCCCAUCGCCAAGCAGAUCAGCUACCUCUCGCAAGGCACGACGCUGGAAGCCGGCACCAUCUUCCUGACCGGCACGCCCGCGGGCAUUGGCUACUUCCGCAACCCGCGCGUGGUCCUCGAGCACGGCGGCGACAUCCGCGUCGAGAUCGAGAAGAUUGGCACCCUGGUCAACAAGGUGCGGUAUGAGGAGUGGUGA
This is a messenger RNA of Fonsecaea pedrosoi CBS 271.37, 864 nucleotides long. RefSeq lists its product as uncharacterized. The transcript is spliced from 3 exons. The coding region runs from base 1 to 864 and encodes 287 amino acids. Gene Ontology annotation, molecular function: catalytic activity. The record is from RefSeq and is a predicted model, not a curated record. Lineage: Eukaryota; Fungi; Ascomycota; Eurotiomycetes; Chaetothyriales; Herpotrichiellaceae.